AUCAGUCGAGGAUAUAAUGUAUUUAAUUACGUUUAAUUAAUAAAAUAUGAGCACCGGAACAAACUUGUAUCGAAAGGCAAAACUCUGCUUCGUGGACUCUUGGAUUGGGACUACUAAAUCGAUUAAUCUAGAACCUGCGGCUGAGUUUCAUCAUCAAUGAUCAACUGGGCAUCAAACUAUGUGAGUGUCCAUGGGCGGCGGUACCACUUCAGAUCAGGUCAUGGCCGAUACAACUACAAAGUGCUAGCGGCAUGCAGUUUGAUAUCAGUAGCUGUGGCCUUUGAAAUGUUUGGGUUUGCAAUCACCGUAGCUGCUGCUACCUGUGAUCUGGAUCUUACCAUCAGUCAGAUUGGUCUUCUAGCUAGUUCACCGUUUGCAGGCUUACUCUUUGCAUACCCAUGGGGCUACUAUGCUGACACACGAGGAAGGAAAAGUGCCUUGCUGCUCUCUACUUCAAUUGGAUUUAUUUUUGGACUCCUAGGGAGUUUCUCAGUCAAUUGGCAGAUGAUGCUGGCGCUGAAGAUUAUUGGGUGCAGCUUCUCCACUGCCUCAUUCACGCUUACAAUGACAUACCUCGGAGAGUGCACCAGAGACAGGAAUAGGGGACAAUAUAUCUUCAUCAUGAUGAGCAUGAAUUUAGCAAGUGAAAUGCUGUCUUAUGGUCUGGCCUACAUCAUUCUUCCUUUGACAUUUGCGUACUUCGUACCCUUGUUAUCUAUCACAUUCAACUCUUGGCGUCUUUUCUCGAUGAUUCUGUCUAUUCCACUUGGUGUCGGAGCCAUUUUCAUGUGGACCCUCCAAGAGAGCCCUAAAUUCUUAGCAGACAGGGGAGAUGGAGAUGAAGCUUUGCGCGUCCUGAAGACGAUGUUUGUGGCGAAUGGGAAUUACGAACAUGAAUUUCCGGUUAAGUCGCUACAGUCAAUGGCCAGUGUCUCUAAAGAAAUUUCCUGUUGUGUUACACUAGGGCAACAAAUAGCUCAACUGUUCAAGCCACCAUUACUGUGGAGGACAUUGCAACUGUUCUAUUUAUUAUCACUUACUUGUUCGAUAAACAACACUAUUGUGAUGUGGUUCCCGACGAUGCUAGAUAUUGUUUUCAAAUCGUUUUCAUCGGAUGGAGCGCAGGUUUCAUUUUGUGAAAGUAUAACGGAGGACUCUGUUUCGCACAGAAACUCUAAUGCACCAUGCACUGGAACAUUAUCUGAAGAAACUAUUUUCUCUGGCAUUAUCGCAAGUUUAUUUUUCGUAAUAGUCAACCUUUGUGUUGCGAAAUUGGCGAUGUGGCGACGCCAUAUUUUGAUUGGCUCUCUUUUUAUUGCAGGAGUCAGUUGUGUUAUGAUAAUAGUAUUGAGACAGCCCAUAGCGAGCAUAAUAUUCUUCACAUUAGCCCAAAUAACUGCCAUCGGGAUCGGGAGCAUCGCAUCUUAUUUCGUCGACUUGUAUCCAACAUCCUGCAGAGGUCUCGCACCAAGCUUGGGCUUCAUGUUAGGUCGUUUCGUAUCUCUAACGGGUGUGAUAUUAAUCGGAGGAACCAUCGUGAACCAUUGCAACGCUAUAUUCUAUACUUCUGCUACGUUGGCCUUUUCCGGUGCGGGCGUUGCGCUAUUGCUUCCAUAGGACAUCCAAAAGCGAACACUUCGGACUGUUAUAAUCUUUUUAAAAACAAAACGAUUUAUUUAGAAAUAGUAAUUAAGAAACAGAGGUGUAACCCUAAUUGGCACUGACAAUCGACUGACCCUGCUCAUAUGCUUGCCCUUUUUAUUAUUACUCAGCAAAUUAGAUAUUCAAGAGGUUAGAUAUAUAUCUUACAUGCUAAGGGUAUAACAGUACGAUAUAGGUAUCUUUUAAAUAGUUUUGGAACAACAGAUUAUGGUAAAAAUCUUAUUUGCUUAAUACUGGUGUCUAUUUAAGGUUGUUUACGCUAUUUAGUACUCAAAACUUAGAAAUUAUUGGCAUAUAUACGUUCUAGAACUUUUAGAAGAGGGUACAAAUAUUGUUCUCUGGUCGUAAGCCGUUAUCCCUUAAUAUAAAAAUUAAAUGUUAAAUUAAUUUUAUCAUCUUGUAUUACGGAAAAAAUACUUUUCUUAAGUUAAUAAAAAUUUCAAUUUAUUUUUCGUUCGUUUCGAUUUUCGUUCAGUGCUGUAUUUUUUGGAAUAAAACGUUUUCAUUUA
This is a messenger RNA of Pieris rapae (cabbage white), 2171 nucleotides long. RefSeq names its product synaptic vesicle glycoprotein 2A. Gene Ontology annotation, molecular function: transmembrane transporter activity. Lineage: Eukaryota; Metazoa; Arthropoda; Insecta; Lepidoptera; Pieridae. Gene Ontology annotation, biological process: transmembrane transport. The record is from RefSeq and is a predicted model, not a curated record. The transcript has 11 exons. Bases 157 to 1617 code for a protein of 486 amino acids.